Molecule: messenger RNA, 2493 nt
Organism: Larimichthys crocea (large yellow croaker)
Lineage: Eukaryota; Metazoa; Chordata; Actinopteri; Sciaenidae
Gene: chmp2ba
Product: charged multivesicular body protein 2Ba
Exons: 6
Coding region: 160-810 (216 amino acids)
Biological process (GO): vacuolar transport
Source: RefSeq, a predicted model, not a curated record
CGGAGCCGUUGAGUCAGUCAGCUGAGGGAGGAACUCCGACAACAGAAAGUCAACCAGGAAGACGAGGCGACAAACAACCGGGAAUAACACGGUGUUAGCGCUUCACCACUCGUAUUUGGUAUAUUUAUAUAUAUAUUUAGGUUUAUACAAAGCAGCGACAUGGCUUCCCUUUUCAAGAAGAAGACUGUCGACGACAUAAUCAAGGAACAGUCUAAGGAGUUGCGAGGCACUCAGAGACAGAUCACCAGAGACAGAGCAGCGCUGGAGAAACAAGAGAAACAAAUGGAAGCAGAAAUCAAGAAGAUGGCCAAGAGCGGCAACAAAGAGGCGUGCAAGAUUCUCGCCAAACAGUUGGUCCAGCUGAGGAAACAGAAGAACCGCACGUACGCCGUCAGCUCCAAAGUCACCUCCAUGUCUACGCAGACGAAGGUCAUGAACUCCCAAAUGAAGAUGGCCGGCGCCAUGUCCACCACAGCCAAGACAAUGCAAGCGGUGAAUAAAAAGAUGGAUCCACAGAAGACUCUAAAGACCAUGCAGGACUUCCAGAAGGAGAACAUGAAGAUGGGCAUGACAGAGGAAAUGAUCAACGACACUUUGGAUGACAUCUUCGAUGAGUCUGGGGAUGAAGAGGAAUCUCAGGGCAUUGUCAACCAGGUUCUGGAUGAGAUCGGCAUUGAGAUCUCUGGAAAGAUGGUGAGAGCUCCAGCUGCAGGAAAGAGUCUCCCCAGCGCCGCCGCCUCCUCCAAAACGUCAGCCACCAUCUCUGACGAAGAGAUCGAGAGACAGCUCCGAGCACUGGGAGUGGACUAAAUGCCUUCUUCGUGUUAAUGUUCACAUUAGAAAACCUGUGCGACAUUGAUAUUGAUUGAUAUGGACUGUUUUUCGACACAUCGGCUUUGUUCAGAUGCUACAGGUGUAACAAAGGACACACACACACACACACAAAGUAACCUGAAGGCAUGCAGGCAGACGGGUUAUAUUUAACACAAACACAUAUUCACGCAUUAUUUAGUAAGUUGAAAGAACAUCGGAUCUAUUUAUGCGAAAAUAUUUAUUAUGAUACUGAAGAGACCACAGCCUGAAGGUCGAUCAAUGAAAGGUGCUUGGCCUUAACAGUUCUGAACCACCUACACUGUUUACCAUCCAUCUUUGUCUUACUAAGGGCUACAGUAGAUGUGACUUUUGAACUGGCUUUUCCAUCUUUUGGUCAAACUUGAUAAUCUAUCAGCUUUGUACGCGACUGAAGGCGGAUGGCUUUUCUCUAGCAAGUAAAACAUGGUAAUUAAAAAAAAUAAUAAAAAAAAAAAAAGCUUAGGGGUUGUCCGUAACCAGAUGUAUUGUUUUUCUUCUCACUAUUAACCUGCGAUCAUUGUCCCUGCUGGUUGUCUUAACACUCCUUAAACACUCCCCUGAGGUAAACUAUCCUCUACUCUGUGUUCAUGUUUUUCAUCAUCAUCAAGCGAUUGGGAGAAAUUGAGCAACUGGUCGACUAGCUAAUUAAUUAUCAUGUUUUCUUUUAAUACUUCUUAGGUAUGCUACCAUAGAUACUGGAGAUGAUGUAACUCAGACAUAUGCAUGUUAAACAUAUAACUAAUGAUGCCUCGGGGCAAGGGUAAGGCCUUCGACUUUACUUGGAAACAAUGCAUGCCACGGUGACGUGGUGUUUUAAUUAGCACCACUGAAGUUGUGAUGAUAUACAAAUUGCGAGAAAACUUAAUCAAACACAAAUUAGGACUAAUGCAAGACUGGCAUAUCAAAUAGUUUUGAAUCAAUUGUUUGAUACUACUGAGUGAUUUUUUUUUAUUCUUGGUUGUUUACUAUCUGAUUAUGCAUCGUAUAUUGGACAUGGGAUUUACACAGUGAUUGUAGGAUGGCACUGCUCCUGCAGUCCCUCUUCUCUUUCAGCUGCUGUGCAGUUACUGUCAUUUAUUUUAAGCUGCCUCUCACACACACACACACACACACACUACAGCAACAAAAUGACGGAAGUGUUGGCUGAAAUGACACUGUGAUCAAAGAGAUGUUUUUUUUCUCUUCAGAGCUGAAGGUGAAUCUUCCAUGCAGUGAUUUAUUCAUGUCAGCCAGCUUCACGAGGGUGACGGACACAUUAUACUGAGUGUCGUCUCUCUCUUUCCCUCUCUGGCUUUUUGUUCCCAUAUUGAUUUCCAUUGCCAAAACAAACUGAAAAUCUUUUAAUUCUUGCAUGUAUCUAACAUGAUGAACACAACAUGCUGUAAUUCAUUGAUUUUCUUCUUCUUCUUUUUUUGUAAAUCAUUCUUUCCAACAGUCUAUUGUGAUUGUUAUCGGAAACAAUGUUUUAAAGAUGAAAUGCUUGAGUUGAUGAAAUUGUUUGAGUGCCGCCCAAUAAUUAGGAAAUGUCCACUCUUUUUGACAAGUGUAUGUAUCCUCCUCCUCCUUUUUUUCUUUAGUCAUUUUAAAGUGACUCUGUAAAAGGUUCAUGGCUUUUAUAAGGAAUAAAACUUCUUCAGGUAC